AUGACAGCCCUCCUUUCUACACAGUUUGAGCAUAAAUGUUGCCCCGAUGAGCUGGAGAUGCAUGGGUUAUCUCUCUUCACUCCUUACUUGUACCUGUCUUCUUUCGGUGUUGAUGAAGUCUUUCUCCUCAGAGCACAGUGGGAAAUUUAUUGUGACAUGGUCAUAACAUUCACAUUGUCUAUAUCUGAGGAGAUGCCUACACUCAGGGAUCUUAUGGGUGGAGUGAAGAUAGUCUUCUCUAUCAACUUCUUGGUCAUUUACUUCUUCUUUGCAACCUCUAGUGAGGUCUUCUUUGAGGAGCAUUUUGAUGACGAAUGGGAGGAUCAGUGGGUAGUAUUUAAUUGGAGGAAGCAAGACUAUAUGGCCGGGGAAUGGAAUCAUACUUCCAGCAAAUGGAGUGGAGAUUACGAGAACAAAGGUAUCCAAAUUACCAUGGAUUAUCAAUUCUAUACCAUUUUGGCAGAGUUGCCAGAGUUUAGUAAUAAGGAAAAGACAUUAGUUUUCCAGAUCUCAACUAAGCAUGAGCAAAAAAUUAAUUGUGGUGGUGGCUAUAUGAAGUUUAUCAGUGAGGAAAUUAAUCAGAAGAAGUUUGACAGUUAA
Messenger RNA from Dioscorea cayenensis subsp. rotundata (Guinea yam), 600 nucleotides. Its product is annotated as calreticulin-like. The record is from RefSeq and is a predicted model, not a curated record. Lineage: Eukaryota; Viridiplantae; Streptophyta; Magnoliopsida; Dioscoreales; Dioscoreaceae. Gene Ontology annotation, biological process: protein folding. The transcript is spliced from 4 exons. The coding region runs from base 1 to 600 and encodes 199 amino acids. Gene Ontology annotation, molecular function: calcium ion binding. Gene Ontology annotation, cellular component: endoplasmic reticulum; endoplasmic reticulum membrane.